AUGUUAUCAAUAAUAAGAUAAUAAAAUGAAAACAAUGAUUUGUUUGGACAGAUUCUUGUGCUGCUAAAACAGCUGCUGAUUGCACAACAUUUGAAACUUGAUCAACAUGUGACAGCAAACUAACAUAUGCCAGGAAUAAUAAUCUGUGCGCAACUUUCACGAAAUGUGCUGAUUAUACUGUAACAGAUUCUGCAUAAUGUUUUUCAAUGAAUAUCAACUCCAUGCCAUCAUAUUAUGUAAAUGGAACAUAUCCAUGUAGAGAUUUCCAAAAAUAUUCAGAAUACAAGGAGUCAACUGAUUGUGUAAUGAUGCUGAAAUAU
Molecule: messenger RNA, 320 nt
Organism: Paramecium sonneborni
Lineage: Eukaryota; Ciliophora; Oligohymenophorea; Peniculida; Parameciidae
Source: the annotation of a GenBank genome assembly